AGUGUUAUGUGCCGAUGUAUGUGUAAUGAGGUUGUUUACAGGCGUUACAGGUGAUUCUGGUCAUCGUAUUCACAGCUGUACGUUCGAGAAAAACGUAUAUGACAUUAGUCGCAAGAUUGUGUAGAUCUUGAUUUUACGAUUGAGUUUCGAAAAUGAGGAUCGCUGUGGAAGGUUGCGCUCAUGGCGAAUUGGACAUUAUUUACGAGACUAUACAGGAAAUUGAAAAAAUCGAUGGAAGGAAGAUAGAUCUGCUUAUUUGCUGCGGUGAUUUUCAAGCUACCAGAAAUUUAAGUGAUCUAAAAUGUAUGGCAGUAUCGGAGAAGUACAAGGAUAUGUGUACAUUUUAUAAAUAUUAUUCUGGUGAAAAGGAAGCUCCUAUAUUAACCAUCUUUAUCGGAGGCAAUCAUGAAGCAUCAAAUUAUCUACAGGAAUUGCCAUAUGGAGGAUGGGUUGCACCUAAUAUUUAUUAUCUUGGAUACGCAGGUGUGAUACAAGUAGGUGGGAUUAGAAUUGCAGGACUUUCGGGUAUAUACAAGAGUCGACAUUGGAUGCAGGGACGUUAUGAGAAGCCUCCCUAUACUGAUAGUACCAUAAGAAGUGUCUAUCAUAUCAGGAAUUUAGAAGUGUUUAGAUUAAAACAGCUAUCUGGCAAAAUUGAUAUUUUUUUAUCACAUGAUUGGCCGGCAGGAGUAACAAAAUAUGGAGAUGAAGAUAUAUUGCUGAAACGCAAACCAUUUUUUAAGGAUGACAUAGAAAGCAAUACGCUUGGCAGUCCUCCGUGUAUGGAACUGCUAGAACGUCUUUAUCCAUCCUACUGGUUUUCCGCGCAUUUGCAUUGCAAAUUCGCAGCACUUGUUCCCGAGAAGAGAGGAGCACGAGUGACAAAGUUUUUAGCGCUGGACAAAUGUCUGCCGAAACGGAAAUUCCUACAAGUGUUGGAGGUGCGCUCGCAGGAAGACAGUCCAAUACAAUUGAACUACGAUCUAGAAUGGUUAACGAUACUUUAUCUGACAAAUCAUCUGCUGAGCGUUAAGAGCAGUAUCCAUUAUAUGCCCGGUCAGUACGGCAGCGGCAGAUGGACGUACACACCCACGGCAAAGGAGAAGCAGACCGUAUAUGAGAAAUUUGGCUCCAAUUUGCGAAUCCCUCUCAACUUCACUCGAACCGUUAAACCAUACGAUCCGUGCGACAUGAAUACUCAGAUCGAAUGGCCACGAUUGCUGAUAAAUGAUCAGACUACCCGAUUCUGCGAGAUGCUGGGAAUCGAUGAUCCUUCUGCUCUAUUACAGAUUAUCACAAACACUACGAUGGAUAACAAUAGAUCGAGCGAAUUGUCGAUGGAGGCAUCCAGCGAAUACACGCCAGAAUCCAUGGAUAUUUCAUUCGACGAGGAAAGCGUGUUCAGUUCCACCUUCGAGGAGAAUUCAACAAACAAGUAUUUCGUCGAUAACUCACCGACGAACUUUUCCUCUAAGAGCGAUGGCGAUGAUUCGGAUAACGGAGAUACGAGUAAAAGUACCUUGGAUGGAACAAUAAAUAGCUCAAACACAGAAACCACCACAGAAAUUGUAGAUUCCGCUUCGAUGGACGACAGUAACGAACAAACUGGUUGUGUCCAAACCGAGCCGAACUGCAAAAAGUUCAAACGCCGGAAUUAUUCUGUAUACUCUAUAUGGUGGAAAUUAGCUUAUGCUCCGAACAACGUGCCAACUCAGCUCUGUCAUCUCACUCUUUUGAUUGUCGAGUAUUCUGAGCGAAAAAUGGACAAGUUAACUAUCAUCUCGGUGUUACUCUUCUUUCUCGCGGAUAUCUCCGCCAUAAUCAGCAUCUCCAUGCCGGACUGGAUCAUUACUGACGUCGGCGGCGAUACAAGAUUAGGUCUCAUGUGGUCGUGUAUGACUUUAUACAACAGACCGCAGGUCUGUUUUAAAUCGCAAUUGGAAUCGGAAUGGAUGAUGGCACUGGUCUGCAUAUUUAUUGGUUGCAUUCUGAUCACAGCAACCGUAAUAUUAUUGAUACUUUCGCAUUGGGACCGUACUGUCAUUCCCUUUGCACGUUGGGUAGGAUUCGGUGCCAUGAUACUGUUUUGUAAUGCAGCAGUUAUAUUUCCAAUGGGAUUUCACAUUAAUGAAAUUGGUGGGCAACCAUAUCAGUUGCCUAAUUCGCAUCAAGUUGGGAUUGCUUACAUCUUGUUCGUUCUUGCUCUAUGGAUCACAGUAAUCUCUGAACUUUUUGCAGGCAAAGUUUGUCUACCACAUUUUUAGCAUUGUUCCAUAGUAGAAAUAUUUGUUAAUUAUCUUCUACUGACAUUUACACUAAUAUUAUUCAGUAUCGUUUAUAUUAAUGAUACAUAGAAUCUUUUUCAUCUUACAAUAACAAU
Molecule: messenger RNA, 2380 nt
Organism: Mycetomoellerius zeteki
Lineage: Eukaryota; Metazoa; Arthropoda; Insecta; Hymenoptera; Formicidae
Product: lariat debranching enzyme
Exons: 8
Coding region: 153-2264 (703 amino acids)
Biological process (GO): mRNA splicing, via spliceosome
Cellular component (GO): nucleus
Molecular function (GO): RNA lariat debranching enzyme activity
Source: RefSeq, a predicted model, not a curated record